Messenger RNA from Eriocheir sinensis (Chinese mitten crab), 4959 nucleotides. Its product is annotated as transmembrane protein 68-like. Lineage: Eukaryota; Metazoa; Arthropoda; Malacostraca; Decapoda; Varunidae. The record is from RefSeq and is a predicted model, not a curated record. Bases 659 to 1684 code for a protein of 341 amino acids. Gene Ontology annotation, cellular component: membrane. The transcript has 8 exons. Gene Ontology annotation, molecular function: acyltransferase activity.
ACGGGGGGGGGAGGUUGAGGGUAUACCGCACUCAUAGUCACAAAGAGAAGAUAAAGUGAUGCAAUACAAUCAAUCAGUUGUAAAAAAAAAAAAAAAUGACGGGAAGAGAGAAAAGAUAGAAAGUGAAAGUGAUAAAAAUCCCUUUAUAUAAGUGCAUCGAUAGACUGCAGUUACUGUGUUUGUAAACCUAUUGUUUUAUAUACUGUUCCUUCCUGUGACCUUGUAGAAAACAAAGAAAAUCAAACAAAGAAGAAAACAACACCACAAAGGGAGCCGCACAAUAAUCCACGGACCAGACCACUCCCUAAAAUACUGAAUAAUAAUAAUAAGAAAGAAACCAAAAGAAGUAAACACAGACAAAGAAACAAGGAAAAACACAAAAAAGAAACAUUAAACCCGUUAAAAAAGCCGCACCACAAUCCCCAUUCCCCAGACCUAUGACAUCAAGAUCAAGGCCACUCUCCUUUCCCAGCGCUAGAAAGUAAACAAAAACAAGCCUGACCAACGGGAAUGAAACACGUCACUGCCAACGGGUCUCUCAUGUGAGGUCAAGGCCGGGGAGGUCAAAACGGGUGCCAAGAGGUCAAAAAGAGGAUGAGUGAGAGCCUUUUCACUAACCAGGUCGAAGGUCUUCCUACCUGACCCAGCUUGACCUGAUAUGUCCGCUUCUACGUCCGGUCCUGCCGGCACCAUGACCUGUGACGACUCCUCUACCUUCUGCGGGCUGGUCAAGAACAUCACGCUGGCCAUCGGUACUUUCAUUGGCCAGAAGAUGGACCUCCUGUACCUGGGGUGGGUGUGGUCGCUGGUGUUCCCGGUGCUGCUGGUGAUAGUGGUGCUGCCCUUUGUCAUCCUGCUGCUGCUCUAUGUCUCUGCCUUCCUCCUCUACGUGUUCCAGAGAAGACAAAACCUCUACAACAUUCUCCACGAGUCACUGGAGCACCGCGAUCCCUGGGCAGGCGGACGGUACCUCAUCUCCCUCAUCUGGGACGCCCACGGCUACAUCUGGCACGGCUAUGAGGUACGGGGCCUAGAGAACCUGCCAGAGCGCGGCCGCUGUCUCAUAAUCUACUACCACGGCGCCAUUCCUAUCGACAUCUACUACCUCGUAGCGCGCACCAUCCUCGUGAAGGGCCGCCUUAUUCACUGUGUGGGCGACAGGUUCCUGGAGAAGGUGCCGGGGUGGAAGGUGAUCCUGGAGGCCUUUGACAUCACGGCCGGCACCAUCAACUCCUGCAUCAAGACACUUUCUGAGGACCACAUCGUCAGCAUAUCCCCGGGCGGCGUACGCGAGGCUCAGUUCUCCGACCACAAUUACCAGCUGCUUUGGGGGAACAGGACGGGCUAUGCAAAGGUGGCGCUGGGGGCUAAUGCGCCCAUCGUGCCAGUGUUUACAGAGAACAUUCGGGAGGCGUUCCGAGUGGUGUCGUGGCCGCAGAGACUUUGGGUCAUGCUGUACGAGAAGCUGAGGUUCCCAUGCGCCCCCAUCUAUGGCGGCUUCCCUGUCAAGCUACGCACACACCUGGGCAAACCGAUCUACCCCAAAGCAGGUGAGACUCCCGAGGAACUGGCCGAGAGGAUACAGGAAGCCCUCGCCGUCCUGAUCCGCGAGAACCAGCGACUCCCGGGACGCAUCCUCCGCGCCCUUGUAGCUCGGGCGUACGAGUUCCCCAAGCAGAACUAGCACAUCUUAGGUAGGGUGUUGGGAUCCUAUCUACAUAUUUACCGGUGGUGGGGAAGGAGGAAGGAUGGGAAGGGUGUCGUACAGGGUAUGGAAGUGGUUUGAAUUCCACGACGGGACUUGGAUUCUGUGUUGAUCUAGAGAGAAGAAGAAUAUGGAGAAGUUGGAAGGGAAAAGGUGAAGGAAUAAGAAGGAAGAGAAGGUGAAGGAAGGAGAGGAAGAAAGGAGAGUGAAGAAGGAGGAGGAGGAGAAGGGAGGAAAGGAAGAAGAGAAGAAAGAAGGAAGGAAGAGAGAGAGAAGGAGUAGAGCGAAGGAGAAGGGAGAAAAAGGAAGAGAAGAGAGAAGAAAGAGAAGGAAGAAGGAGAACGAAGAGGAGAAGGGAGAAAAAAGAAGAAGGAAGAGAAGAAAGAAGGAAGGAAUAAGGAGAAGGAAGGAGGAGAAAAAGGAAGAAGGAAUAGAAGAAGAAAGAAGAGAAUGAAAACGUACAGGAUCAAAAGGAGUCCUGAAUCCCACUGAACUAUCACAUCCUCGGUAGGACGCUGGGAUCCUAUCUUAACAUACCGGUGCUGGGGAAGGAUGCAGGAGGAUUAGGGUGUCAAAUAAGGAUCAGAAAGAGGUUUAGAUUCCAUACAAGGACUAUCGGAUUCUACGCUAACUUGUACCGGUAAUUGAAGAGAAGGAAGGGGAGGCAGGAAGUAUACAGGAUCAGGAAGAGGUUUAGAUUCCAUGACAAGACUAUCGGAUUCCAUGUUACUUAUACUUGAAGAGAAGAAAGAAGGAGAGGAAGGAGUUGAGGGAAAAAGGAGGAGAAGGAAGAAGAAGAAGAAGGAAGAGGAAGAGGAGGAGGGUGUGUAUAGCAAGUGGAAGGAGGAUGGAAAAAAGAGGAAGAGGAGGAGGAGGAGGAGGAGGAGGAGGAGUGUGUGUGUGUGUGUGUGUAUAUAUAUAUUCAUUGCCACUGUCUGUUGAAACCACCAAAUUGUAAGAUAUGGUUUGUAUUUAAGAGGAGGAGGAGGAGGAGGUGACAGAAGUAGAGGUGGAAAAUUGAAGUUGUAAAUAGAAGGAAAAUAUUGUGGAGGUUAUGUUUAUGGUAUUCAGGAGAGGUGGAGAGAUGCAGGCAAGUGUUCGCAAGUCCAAGUUUCCCGAGAAUCAUAAAAGUGAUGCAUGUUGUGAUUUACGAGCGGGCAAGAUUGGAGGUUAUUAUUGUUAGGUAUUUAGAAGGAGUUUGUAUAGAAAGAGAGGUGGAGAGAUGGAGGAAAGUGUUAUGCAAGUCCGAGUUUCCCGAGAAUUGUAAAAGUAAUGUACGUUGCAUUUUACGAGUGGGCGAGAUUAGAGGUUAUUAUUGUAAGGUAUUUAGAAGACGACUGUGUAGAAAGAGAGGUGGAGAGAUUGAGGCAAGUGUUACAUAAGUCCGAGUUUUCUAAGAAUCGCAAAAGUGACAUGUUGCAUUUUACGAGCGGGCGAGAUUAGAGUUUAUUAUUGUAAGGUAUUUAGAAGACGACUGUAUAGAAAGAGAGGUGGAGAGAUGCAGUCAAGUGUUACGGAAGUCCAAGUUUCCCGAGAAUUGUAAAAGUGAUGUACGUUGCAUUUUACAAGCGGACGAGAUUGUUUUGAGGGAUCCAGACGUGUUACAUUUGUCAACUUAAAGAGAUAUUUAGUAGAUCCUUAAGUCUGUGUUAUGUGUGAACAGGGGAAAGAACCUGUUUGAGAGUUUAGGAAGUGAUUGUUUGUUGUGUUACGAGAAGAAGAUAGACACUGAAAAAAUUAAGUUGUUUGUGGUAUGUGUGAGCGGGGGAAAGAACCUGUUUGAGAGUUUAGGAAGUGAUUGUUUGUUGUGUUACGAGAAGAAGAUAGACACUGAAAAAAUUAAGUUGUUUGUGUUAUGUGUGAACGGGGGAAAGAACCUGUUUGAGAGUUUAGGAAGUGAUUGUUUGUUGUGUUAUGAGAAGAAGAAGAUAGACACUGAAAAAAUUAAGUUGUUUGUGGUAUGUGUGAGCGGGGAAAAGAACCUGUUUGAGAGUUUAAGAAUUGAUAGUUUGUUGUGUUAUGAGAAGGAGAAGAUAGACACGGAAAAAAUUAAGUUGUUUGUGUUAUGUGUGAACGGGGGAAAGAACCUGUUUGAGAGUUUAGGAAGUGAUUGUUUGUUGUGUUACGAGAAGAAGAUAGACACUGAAAAAAUUAAGUUGUUUGUGUUAUGUGUGAGCGGGGGAAAGAACCUGUUUGAGAGUUUAGGAAGUGAUUGUUUGUGUGUUACGAGAAGGAGAAGAUAGACACGGAAAAAAUUAAGUUGUUUGUAUUAUGUGUGAACGGGGGAAAGAACCUGUUUGAGAGUUUAGGAAGUGAUUGUUUGUUGUGUUACGAGAAGAAGAUAGACACUGAAAAAAUUAAGAUGUUUGCGUUAUAUGUGAACACGUAAAAAAACAACUGUGAGAUUUUAAAGAAGCGUGUUUAUUGUUAGUUUGUGUUAUGUGCGAAUGGGGAAGAGAACCUGUUUGAGAUUUUAAGAAGUGAUUAUUGUGUUAUGUGAAGAAAAAGAUAGACACUGAAAAAAUUUAGAUGUUUGUGUUAUAUGUGAACUCGUAAAAAACAACUGUGAGAUUUGAAGAAGUGUGUUUAUUGUGUUAGCGAAGAGAUUUUGAUAGUUUUUAGAAGUGAAUGUCUCUUGUGCUGUGAGAAGAAAAGACACUGAGGAACUUACAUGUUUAAGUUCGUGACAUAUGUAAACAGAACAACGGAACAAAACAAUCAGAGAAGUGUGUGUUCGUUGUGUUAGUGACGAGAUGAACUGUUUUGAGACUAUGGGCCGCCUUCAGUCACUUUGUAUUGAUUGUUACGAAUGGCGGAGAUCGACGCUAUAGUUUUCCACGUGAACCUAGCCUAUGGGGUAGUGGCGGCUGCAGAGGAGGCGAGAGGUGUUGAGAGUGUGUGGCAAGGUGCGGGGCUAGGCUAACCCCACAGCCGCCACUACCCCAUCGGCCAGUUUUACGUGGGAAUACUAUAGCACGAUCGCCGUCAUUGGUAACGAUCAAAACAAACAAAGUGACUGUGAACGCAGGCCCAUGAAGGUGAAUGUUUCUUGUGUUACGAGAAGAAAAGAAAGACACUGAGAAAUCUAGUUGGAAAUUUAGGUUUGUCUUAUGUGAACAGAAGAGAUUGUUUUGAGAAUUUAUGAAGCGUAAGUUUGUUGUAUUGUGUGAACAGACUUUUGAGAAUAUUAUAAUUUUCAGUUUGUUGUUGAGAAAGAGAAUGGGAACAGAGUCUAAAGAGAAUGGGAAGUGAGU